Molecule: messenger RNA, 1833 nt
Organism: Peromyscus maniculatus bairdii (prairie deer mouse)
Lineage: Eukaryota; Metazoa; Chordata; Mammalia; Rodentia; Cricetidae
Source: RefSeq, a predicted model, not a curated record
GGCAGCUCAUCAAAUGAGUGUCAUCCUAUCCAUUACCAAGAACCAUUCUGAACCAUUUGUUUGGGAUAUGUGAGGGAAAAUAGGUCUCAGACUUUCCCACACUGCAGAAAACAAAGCCCCACACGGGGAAGCCACACAGAUUCCCUCUCACCAUUCUUCUCAUUUUCCUCUGGCUUUAUACAGAAAAUUUUCAAAGUGCACCUUUCUUUGGGACAGAAUGUGCUCUGCAACCCUCUGCGCCUAUGCUGAGGAAUGCCAUGCCCAUAGCAGGAAAUGUGUGCAACUUCUACAGGGUCUCCACCACAGCUGUGAGUGCAGCAUGACUCCUGCCAUCAGACUCUAGCACUUGUUGCCAGCAGCUCAUUAACAGUGCCUACCCCUACCUACCAGCUGGCAAAACCAUGGUGACUGCACUGACUGACCAGGGCCAGAGCACUGCCUCAGCACUCUCCUAUCCAGGUGUUCUCCAGUGGGAUCCCACAGGAAGAACUAACAGGAGGGAAACUGCACUCGGGACUUUACUAUAACUGUCAUUGACCACAAUACCACAUUCUCCUCCUUCUCUAGGACAGUCCAGGGUGAUAAUAUUUUAGAUUCCAAUGCCAUAGUCUUCUCCUAUCCAGCCUUGUUCAGGCCACACCACCACAGUUGCCAAAUCAAGGAUACAGCAUGGCACCUUCCUCCCAAGAAGGCGGCCAGGUCUAUUACUAUGACCUGAAUAGCCUGCGCCCUCAGAUGGCUAGAGAACUCGGGCAGUGCCUGCAGGCCUGUGGCUCUGUGUCCUCCUCUGGUGGUCAGGCCUCUGCCCUGCAACCAGUGAUGGUGAUGAUGCCAAAGGAGAUUCAGUCAAUGAAUGUCCAAACACCCUUCUCCACCUCUGCCAUCUACUAUCCCACACCUGCUCAAGAAAUGCCAGACACCAGUCUUCAAGUGGUGAAAAUGGAGACGGCCCUGGGAUUGACAGCUGCAGGCCAGACACUCUGUCUGCUGCAGAGUCCAGACCUCUGCAAUGCCUGCACACAGGAUGUCCAGAAGUCACCACCUGUCCAUGGGGACUGGUCAUUAACUGCCCCCAUAGACAGUCCUUCAGAAUUCCUGCCCUAGCCUCCUGCUCCAAUCUUGGAACAAACAGACAAUAAUGACUUGGAUUUGAUGACAGAUGAUCUAUCAACUCCUCUGGAUGCCUAUGAGGGCAUAAAAGAAAACCAAGACCCAUCACUUCUUCCUUUAGCACAUGCCAACAUGCAGCAGGCCCUGAACUACACUGAUUCAGGGAUCCUAAAACAGAAGCUUUCUCCUGAUAAUGCCACCUUGGGAAGCAGCAGCCUUGGUCAGGAUGAGCCUGGGGUGAUGCAGAGUGUGAUGGGCUCCAGCAUGGACUUUGCAGACAUGACUACACUGGUGGGAGAUAUUCACCUUCCCCGACUCUUCAACUCAAUCACUGAUAGGAACCCAUUCCAAGAUCCCACAGCAACCCAAUCCAAAGAUAUCAGCAGGGAUCAGGUCCAGGAAAGCUCCAGCAACAUCAGUGAACCCGUGCACCAAGUGAGAUAGAAUGGCCAGAAAGCCUCUGAGAUGUUAGAUGGGUCUCCUCAGGCCAGAAUCUAGCUCCAGGACCGGGUGAAGGAAGAAGAGGCUGUGGGUAGUGCUGGGUCCAGUGAAGGGACUAUUGACAACAUGCCUAAGAACUUGGAUGACAAAGCCCAGAAAGCCACACCCAGCAUGCCCAGCAGAGCAAGGGCUCAGGGGCAAGACAAGACCAAGAGAUCCAGAGAAAACAACUGCAAGAAAACAGAGGAGCUCAAGCAGUCAAGGAACAGAGUCAAGGCAGAC